Xenopus laevis (African clawed frog) is the source of this 1007-nucleotide messenger RNA. RefSeq names its product NADH dehydrogenase [ubiquinone] 1 alpha subcomplex assembly factor 4. The record is from RefSeq and is a predicted model, not a curated record. The transcript is spliced from 3 exons. The coding region runs from base 351 to 884 and encodes 177 amino acids. Lineage: Eukaryota; Metazoa; Chordata; Amphibia; Anura; Pipidae.
AGAGGAGGGGCCAUGGGUGACGUCACAGGGAGGCAGAUCAAUGGAAUAGCUGGGAGUGGGACCUCAUGAAAAGUAAGAGGAGAACGCACGGGGAAAUCAGCAAAAAGCAAGGGGCACAUGCGACAAGGAUUUCUUAGCAAUAGCGAGAACACAGGGGGAAAAGGGGAGGACACGCUUGAAGAGCGUGAAUGUCCUAAAAUGGACACCGUACAUUCAGCCUUAGUACUGGCAACGCGCCCCUACUGGCUCCCUUACGUGCUUCAACCAGGAAAUCGUCAGGCCAGUUUGGCUUCAUGUUCAGACGGAGGAUAUUCAGGCACGCUGUGUCAGUGAGUGUGCUCUGAACAAGCAUGGGGCUAAACUUAACACGGGCACUCCGCAACUUUAACCUUGAAAAUCGGGCUCAUGGGCUUAUUGGCAAGGAGAAGCCAAGGCCUGCACCCUCCCAUCCGAAAACAGAGGAUGCACUGAGGGCAACCAAAACACAUCACCCGGACAUUGAAGAUAAAAUCCGUAACAAAGAUAAUCUGCUUCUGACAAGGCUGAAAGAAGUUUAUGUUGACUCCAGUGACCCAUCUUCUGAGGUACAAACCAAAGAGAGUGCAUCUGCGCAAGAAGAGCUUAGACUUCCAAAACUCACUGUGAAUCGAGAGACCCUUAUGGAUCUGGAUGUAGAGAGUAUUCCUAAAGGAAAGAUUUCUGUGCUUGAGGCACUGACACUUCUCAACAACUAUAAAAAUUCUCCAGAAACCUGGACUGCUAAGAAAAUAUCAGAAGACUACCACUUAGACUCCAAGAAGACCCAGGCACUGCUGGAAUACUUUAUACCUUUCAACGUGAAAAUCAUUCCACCCAAAGACAAGAAGCAAAUUACAGACUCCUAGAACACCGGAACUUAAUAGCAGAAGGCAAUUAUUUAUAUUUUAUUUAGAACUCUGAUCUGAUAUAUAUUUUAUUUCCUUUAACCCUUCUUAUCUGUGAUUUCUUGCAUUAAAGUCUUUGUUGUA